AUGGCUUCUUCAUCACAAGAGAUGAGUGAAAACUUUUGUGAAGUUAAAAGUGAUUUCAAAGAGCGUCUUAAAACUCUUUAUCCUAUGGUAAAUGAAGAGGAAACUCCUUUGCCGAAAUCAUGGAGUCCCAAAGAUAAAUUUAAUUACAUUGGUCUUUCUAAUGGCAAUUUAAGAGUUCAUUACAAAGAUUUAUUGACCUGUUCUAAGAUGGAAUCUGAAGGACUCCGAUCAUAUGCUGUUGUAGCAGCAGGGCAUGGUAAAACUCACAAAGAUGCUGCUAGUGUUAGAGCAACUCAUCCUAUUCCUGCAGCCUGUGGUUUAUAUUACUUUGAAGUAAAAAUUGUUAGUAAAGGACGUGAUGGAUACAUGGGAAUAGGAUUAUCAGCUCAGGGUGUAAAUAUGAAUCGGCUUCCAGGUUGGGAUAAACAUUCUUAUGGUUAUCAUGGGGAUGAUGGUCAUUCAUUUUGUUCUUCUGGAACUGGUCUUCCAUAUGGCCCUACGUUUACUACAGGAGAUGUUAUAGGUUGUGGAGUUAAUUUGAUUGACAAUACUUGCUUUUAUACCAAAAAUGGUCAUAAUUUGGGAGUUGCGUUCACAGACUUACCUGGUAACCUGUAUCCUACAGUUGGCUUACAGACACCUGGUGAAGUGGUUGAUGCGAAUUUUGGUCAAGCUCCAUUUGUAUUUGAUGUUGAAGAUAUGAUGAAAGAAUUGAGAGCUAGGACAAAGUUGACUAUCGAAAAUUUUCCAAUACCUGACAGUUAUGGUGAACACCAAUUAAUAUUACAGAGGUUGGUAUCUUCUUAUUUAGUUCAUCAUGGGUAUUGUUCUACCGCUGAAGCUUUUGCUUCUAGUACAGGUCAGGAGUUUAAUGAAGAAAUAACAUCAAUAAAAAAUAGACAAAAAAUUUUAAAACUUAUUCUUGCUGGCCGUAUGGGAGAAGCUAUUGACCUAACAUGGAGGCUGUAUCCUGGCUUAUUAGAAAGUAGACCUAAUUUAUUAUUUCUUUUAAAAUGUAGGCAAUUUAUAGAGAUGGUGAAUGGAAGUGAUAUAGAUAAUAAUACAAGGCACAUUGCUGCCCACACUUCUGUUAUUCAGUCAACCAAACCAUAUAGGAAUGUUGCUGAAAUCAAUGGUAUUUCGAAAAGUAAAGAUGAGACUCUGGGGGGAAAUGAUAAAAAUACCUGCAAUGGUUUGCAAAAUGGUUAUAUUUCUGAUGACCUUGCAAAAUGUUGUGAUUUGGAAAGUGGCAUUAGGGAAGUAUGUGGUGGUAGCCGCCAUGCUAUUCAAAGAAUGUUAGAUUUUGGAAGGGAAUUAUAUAACUACAGCCAGCAGUUAUUUCAUGAAAAUGGGUCUCAUGAGCAGAAUAAGAAAAUGUUGCAGGAUGCCUUCAGUUUAUUAGCCUAUGCUAAUCCAUGGGACAGCCCUGUAGGAUGGCAGCUAGAUCCAAUUCAAAGAGAAACUGUUUGUGCCCAGUUAAAUUCUGCCAUUUUAGAUUCAAGCAAUAUGGCGAGAAGGCCUCCAUUAGAAAUAGCAGUUUCACAUGCUAAAGAGUUAAUACAACUAAUGUCUAGAUCUGGGCUUGGUUCAUGUGCCUUUGCAAAUGUGGAUGAUAUAAUGAAUUGA
Molecule: messenger RNA, 1626 nt
Organism: Nezara viridula (southern green stink bug)
Lineage: Eukaryota; Metazoa; Arthropoda; Insecta; Hemiptera; Pentatomidae
Source: the annotation of a GenBank genome assembly